This is a messenger RNA of Pseudo-nitzschia multistriata, 6255 nucleotides long. The record is from the annotation of a GenBank genome assembly. NCBI's taxonomy places the organism in Eukaryota, Bacillariophyta, Bacillariophyceae, Bacillariales, Bacillariaceae.
UAUGUACAUUUCGCAAUUCAUCGUUGUUACAAGAUCAGAAAAAUCCAUCGGAUCUUCCACCACAUUAAUUCUAGUACGAUGAUGGAACGCRCAAUGGGGCAUGAUGUAACCGGCAUCUCAUACUAAUAGCGCACUCAAUGUAUGCCAUGAUUUGUUAUUUACUAGUAAUCGAUUAUGAGUUAGCAGUCAUUCUUCAAAACGAUUCUCAUUCCAUUCCUUUUACGUCGAUCGGCGGACAAGCGUAGAGACUACCGGUUCCGACUCGGCCAAUUCAGCUUAGGGAUCAAUCGUSUUUUCGAUCAAUGGCAUGGUUCGUCGACGAUCACACGGAAAGCACCGCGGGCCAAAGAAAGGUGUGGUUAUACUGUACCUGUYCGCAUUCGUUGGAYGUAUCAGAUCACUUUCAAACACUGAAAGCUGUCGUCAGAUUCCUAAAACGACGUCCUCGAGUAUGGCUACCCCGAAUAAGAGCUGCCCAAACAGAGGGGAUGYAUUGGACAUGCUGCCAAAUGGCAGAGAAGAAAAUAUAGACAAGUAUGCAUUCGUCCAUUCAUCAAUACAAGAAGUUCUGACGAUGAARCCUAGUACAAWCUCCGCAGACUUUUUUAAUGUAUCGGGAAGUCCGAAAACUGAAACAGAGAAUCCGAUUCUCGUCGAUAAUGAAAGAUGCACARUCAAGUGGGAAACACUAGAAACUUAUCUCAAGCACGAGGACACAGCGUCGAAAGCAAACAACACCCAAGAAACGCUUUCCAUGGAGCAACUUGUUUUGAUAGCUUCGCACUGUGAACAUGCAUUGAUUAGAGAAAGUCAAGUGCUCAAUUCUUUGCUCCCACCCCCGAUUCUCGGGUUGUUGCAAAUAAUACCAAAAAAGCACAAGGAAAAACGCAAGAAUGAGACAAAAGGAGAAUAUUACUUGAUUGCUACACUACUUGCCUUAAAUAUGGUCGAGAAUUCAAUUAGACACCUAUUACGGAAAGAGAAUGGGAAGGCACCGCUGCUGAAAGAUAUGAUAAACAUCAUGGCUAGAAGGAAAGGAAAUGACGCUUUACCUGGAUCACUUUUGCUCUUGUUGAGAACACUUUUACUUCCAAAUGGCGGCAUAAAUCUGAGAAACUUGCUUUGGCAUGGAUUCUUGCCAACGAUUCAUCCAAGAUGGUUUGCCUUGUCAGUUGUACUCACCUUGUCAUUAGACGAACUGGCUGGUUCGUCGUCUUUUCAGGUUAAUUCUUCGGGCAACACCGUGCAAACGAUACUCGCUAUGAGACAACACAAAGAACUCGUCACAAUAUUGGAUGACGGUCGAACAAUACUUUCAAAUCGCGAGAAGAUGGCUUCUUUCGAGAGAAURGCAAUUCAGUCGAAUAUCAUUCCGAAAAGUCAURUAGAAUUGUUCAAGGUAUCUUUGAAAUUUGUGAAUUCCCCCAUCAUUUUUGCAUCAGUGGUUAGUCCCUUCAUCGAACAUGUAGUACGGCUCAUGUGGUGUGAAGAAAAURAACAGAACAAAUGUAUUGCUGAGCCUGGCUCGUAUUACGUUACACUGGACGGACAUGGACAAAGAAACAAACACGAGGUUGUGAUCAUGCCAUUCUACWUUAAUCCAGAAGAGGUUGAUUCAAGAGGGGCAGAGAAUAAAUUAGUUUAUCGAUUGGGUGGUUCCCGUAUGGCMUUUUUAAUGGACAUGUUCGCGGCUCCUUCUACUGCACCUAAUAUAAGAGCAUCGGUAGCUCAUGGCUCUUUCAAUAAGUAUCUGCUCGAGGAGUUAGCUUCCAUCGAGGAGAAAAAGGAUCACAUGAGAAGAARUGUCGACGAGCUCAGCGAUAUAACAAAYGCACUUAUAUCGAUUUUGAAUACUUUGUGCGAUGACAAUUCAUACGCCGUCAACUCCUAUCGACCGAUUUUCUCUUAUUCGGCAACACUGCUUGCAGAGCUUGAUACYAUGGUAAUUGAGAUGAAAGAAUUCUACAAAUUUGUCAGUGAUGGUCAUUAUCUGAAGUAUUCCAGUGCUAUAUCUCAGAGUGAAAUGCAAGAGAAAAUAACGCAUGACAUAGCGAACAUGGCUCCAGAAUUCGGAAAAAUCCUUGGUAUGCAAGAAAGAAUACGCAAAGGCUUCUUUGCAAAGAACUCAAAAUUUACUGACGAGGAUUUUUUCCAUGAACAUAACAAUAAUUUGAUCGCAUCCGAAUGCGGCGCAACGAAGCUGCUUUUGUCUGAAAUUUCUCAGGCUGCCUCUUCGUCACUUCARAAUCUCAACGAUGGGAUUUCGGUUCUUCAAGAUGGCAARAUCCAAUUGUCAUCGAGACGACGAAAACAAGUUUAUCGCAUUUGUGCAUCGGCAAAGCUAACUUUCGAUUUUUAUUCAUUCGCAGCGUAUUGUGCCCUUCUCCAUGUARAGCGUCGACAAGAUAAUGUCAAGGAAUCACAACAUACACUGAUAGGACGAACGUUURCAGACGAUGAAUUAUUUAYAGCUGUAAAACGGUCGAGAAUGACAAUAUCUACUUUCACCACGACAAAAUCAUUUGAUAGAGCUUUGAGUGCUCUCGCACAGUACACUGCUGGAAAAGCGGUCAAAGCAAUAYGCAAGAGUGUUCAAGAACCUUCGAUUGAAAGAUCUGAAUGCAUUCAAUGAUAAUGACAGCCUGUAUGACGAUGAAGAAAAUCGGUGCUCAGUUUUCAAGGUAUGUUCUUUGGACAAGCCAAGGAAUCAGACCCUCGAGAAUUUCAGUACAAGCAAAUUGAUAGAUUAUCACAUUCUUGUGAGCCAAAAUCAUCAAUUUUCUUUGGUCUUGCCUUCGUCUUCUUCUUGGAUUGCACCGUAUAUUGUACCUCUUUCACCAAGAUGCAAGGGCUCCUGAAGUUUCAGACCCUUCUCAAUUCCUUCGUGAAAAACYUUUCUCAGUUUUUGACCGUACAUCUUGGUCACGUAAUAUGUGUAACGGUCUGCACCUCGUUUGGCGCAAAUKAUGAUUGCCAAACACAACAUUGUCCCAUGCACCACUUUGCCGCCCCGGUAGCACAUGAUAUCACCRAGCACAAUGAUCCCAAAUCCACAAGAACCGAAGGCGUGCAUCACCAUGUAGAAUAGAAAAUCACGAAUUUCGUAGUCGUUUCGUUCCGAACAAUCACGGCUGCGUUUCUUUGAUCGUUUCCACAACAUUGAACCUACGAUUUCACAGAGAGCACCUUUCCAGGUKGAGUGAAAGACUGUGUCAUAAACAGGCGGUGGCUUUUUCUCAUCUUUUGAAACAGCAGGUAACUUCAAUCCGGUUCGCAACAUCCAAACGGUGUAGGGAAYGAACCAUGCAAAAUAGAUAAUUAAAGUCAUUCGCGACACACCAACCCCAYCUUUGUCACGAUUGAUCUGCUCCGUGAAUUCUACCAAAUGAGGGAAAAUAGUAGGAUACGCAGCGUAUAUAUCGGCAGCAUGCCAUCGCUGAUUGUACAUURCCAUUGAUGGCAUCAAAUGAAUUAUCAAGUUAGCCAUAGCUGAAAUCAAGAAAAUUCGAAARUUCACAUCAGAACACCAUUAAAACCAAGCAGUUCAAAAAAAGAGUUGGAUGGAAGUUAGUUAUUGCUUGCUGUUGAGUUUUAAAAAAAACACAGAGAGAAACUUUUGAGCACGAGAAGGAAGAUAUUCGUCUUACUGUUAACGUCGUGGAACAAAAAAGCCACAAAUGGCAACACCAUUGCAGCCAAGAAAACUGGGCCACAGAAUAUGCCGAAGCAUGCCAAAAAGAUAUUUUUUCGCAGCUCGAUUGAAAUGAGAUCUGUUGACAAGUAGCCGUCRAAAAUYAAGGCAGAAAUCACGAGUACUGCACCCAAGGUGUUCAUUACCCAGCAGAAGUCCAAAUAGUACAAUACUUCACACAAGGGCUGUGCAUAGUACAUCCCCUUUAGUUUGUAAGACAUCCAAAAAAUAGUUUCGACUGCGUAGAGGAUCCAAAAAUGUUCAGGAUGGCUACCAUGAACAUAGGCGAUAAACAAGCAAUUUACCAAACCAAAAGUAAAGUUCCACUCGUUAAGCCCCUUAUCUUUGCGAGCCGCGUCUUGAAUCUGAUCAACUCUAUCCAAAACCUGUAUGAACGAUUCUUUUUGCCCAUGCUGGAACGCAUCGAUUUUUGAUUGUCGACGGUAAGGGUAGCUUCUUUCAUUAYUAUGAGGAGAAGUCGCCUUCUCUUGAGUUUCUCUGUUAUCCUUSUUUUCUUUGUCAUUUUUUGUGCUUUGGGAUAAUAGUGGAUAAAGUUCUUUCUCGUUCACUUCUUUGUCUUCGUCGCYGUCAUCGCUAUCGUCAUCACAGGUGCUAGUCACGAACCCAAGUUCAGUCAGCGUUGCGUUGACCAUUUCAAAUUCUUUGCGCUGAUGAAUUUGAUCUUUAAAGACAAACUCAUCUUCAUCACUGUUUGUAGUCUCGCCGAUGCUCUCCCCGAUAGAAAUAGCGUCUCGCAAGGAUGCCAGAAAUGAAGACCGUCCCAUAUUCCUUUUUGACGGAGCGACUGCUGAGCAUCCAUCGUCGUCGCCUGAAGUUUUCUGUAGCUUUUGUUCCAACUCCAUUUUUCGUCCAGAUUUUUCCGUUCAGUGCUUUGGUUGGUUGGCARUUGUCGGUGUGGGUCGAUACCAUUGAACACGGYAUUCRUAUAUUAGGUGUCCAGAAUAAUCUAGAACAAUGAUGACCUUGAGAUUUGUUAUCUUCUGUUCCMUCCUYUUUACCUGGUUCUUGAAAAAGAUACUAGACUACCGGUACAAAUAUACGUAACUACGAAGUAAGAUAUUAGAAGAUGAUCUUUURCUGUAUUUUUUCGUSCUCGUAUCCGAACCGGUGGAAGCCGCGAGAAAUUUCCGUKYAGUCGGAAAUCCUCKAGUUGUACAAGUAYUACUAUUACAGUACUACCGUAGAGCAACAAAAAUUUUAAUUCAAGCAUGCGCAGCRUAAGUCGUACUCUCCCUGUCCAUUUCCCCUCCCCACUCCACACGCCMAUUCCCUCGUACUUCGUAUUUUAUUUGYCCUGAUUUUCAUUUGAAAAGUGAUUGGUGAUUAGCUCCAUUUYCAUUCAGUGUGAUACUGYACGGGUUCAAAAAUGAGCUGUUCUAGCAGCACAGCAAACAAAAURAUACAAACUUCCURGGCAAUGUUUCAAAAUGAAUCUUCAAAUUUUAUCCGAGAAAGAAAAAUCAUUUUUUUCAGUCUUUAUUUUCACCUCAGCACGAAUCGCUCUUUGGUUCAUAUCAAUUUCUUUAGAAUCUUCGAUUCCUUGGUAGUAGGAUUGCUUGUCAAAAUCGAUUGCUUUUCUUUUUGGUGCAGAUKUGAGUUUUAUGUCAUGCUCUUUGAGAACCUCUUCUGCGAUUUUCUUUUUGUGGCAAACCAGUACAAUCGCAGCCUGUGCCUCCYGUUCUAAUUCUUCAACCCGACUUUGCAAAUUUGCUCCACUAAUCUUUCUAUUAUCAUUUGUCUUAGUGGAUGUCACAUUGUUCRGUGAAAUUGUUUGUGGCGAAUCGCUUUUGCUCUCAUUCUCUGGCUUCGCAAGAGAAAGUCCACCAGUSCCAUUGUCAUUGCAGUCAUCUUCAUCUUCGCUUUCUUCAUAUGCUUCUCCCUUCGAUUCGGCUAACCGAGCACGUUCUAACUUUCGUUCUCGUUGCAUCUUCUCCAUUCUAACGUUCUUCUCGACAUCUUUUGAGAUGCCCUCCACAAUUCCCAGGGCAUAACUCAGUCGUGAGCUUUUGGUACUAAUGGUUCUAUGGURGUAUGUUGAUGUUUCUGGCUGAUACUCGGCACUCAUCUGUGAUAUGCGCUCGGUUGCAACUUUGAAUGCGUAGCCUGCAAGUUGCGCAUUUGAGUAGAUCCCAUAAAACACGAUGUCACAACGGACACCGCGRCGGGUUUCAAAAUAGCACUGCACCCCAAAGUUCUCACACACGGGACRAGUUAGCCGAGCAAUCCAUCUGAAAAACAGAGAUGGUUUGCGAGUUUUUCGGUUGACAAUUUUAACCCGGACCAUACCCCCUUUUAAAACUUCGUCGCCUUGUAGGUUUUUUUCAUUUGCUGCUUCCCGCUCUUUUAACAGUAGGGCUUGGGACAAAUUGUGUUUUCGCAUCAGUCUCUGUGCGAGUUUCAUGGCGUUCUUUGCCUCGUGUUCAUUGGACUGGUCGUGAAAACCAGUGUUCAACAAUUUCAUAAUUCGAUUCUUUACUUCUUGUUCUGCUUUCUUCUUCCCUGCCCCAUCCACCAGCAAMGAURCUUCCCUGAAUCUUUCCCCA